AUGACUGCUAAUAGUAAAAAUCAAGACGAAUGGUAUACAAUCGCUUGCGGUAGAACACAAUUUACAUUACCCGUACGAUAUCAAAAUCUUGUUCAUAUUGGAGAAAGACCUUUUGGUGCUGUAGUUCGUGCUACAGAUACAGAAACAGGUAAAUAUGUAGCGAUUAAAAAAAUCUUCCAUCCUUUUCAAACUCCAAUUCUUGCAAAACGAACUUAUCGAGAACUUAAACUACUUAUGUAUCUUAAUCAUCCUGAUGCACACGUUAUACAAUUGUACAAUUUGUUUACAUCAGAGAAAAAUAUCGAUGAUUUUCAAACAUUAUAUUUUGUACUUAAUUAUGUUGAUUAUGAUCUGGAUCGGGUCAUCAAACGUAAUUUGCCGUUUACAGAAGAUCAAAUAAAAUAUAUUAUUUAUUCACUUCUUCGUGGCUUAAAGUUUAUUCAUUCAGCUGGUAUUCUUCAUCAUCAUUUGAAGCCAAGCAAUAUUAGAAUAGAUAAAAAUUCAAAUAUUACAGUUUUUGACUGUGACUUAGCUCGUAGGACAGGGGAUAUUGACUAUUAUAGUUAUGUUGAACGUAGAUGGUGGCGCGCACCUGAAGUAAGUCUUUGUAAGAAAAAUAAUGAUGAUAAACUCGAUAUAUGGUCGAUCGGUUGUAUAAUGGCAGAACUCAUCCUGCUUCGACCAGUUUUUCGUGGAACAAAUGAUAUUGAUCAGUUAGACAAAAUAUUUGAUAUUAUCGGUACACCAGACUUAGUAAUAUUAAAUGAUAUAUGCGUACCAGUUGCAGCUGCUUGUAUUAGCCAAUUGCCACCAAAAACAAAAAAAGACUAUAAUGAAUUGUUUGGAUUCAAAUAUGAUCCAGUAAUACAAACACCAACAUCUGGUGUAUCACCAGAAGGUAUUGAUUUUCUUGAUCAUCUAUUAUCUUUUGAUCAUCGUACACGUCCAACUACUGAAGAAGCCUUAUCUCAUCCAUUCUUGAAGAGUUUUCACGACCUCAUGGAUGAACCAACUAAAGAAUAUUUAGUUGAUGAACAUCAGAAUGAAGUAUAUAGUAUAUCAGAAUGGAAAUCAAUAAUAUGGCAAAUGUUAGAAGAGUUUGUACCACCAUCUUGGGUUAAUGAUGAAGAUGAUGUUGCUAAUGAUUGA
This is a messenger RNA of Rotaria sordida, 1149 nucleotides long. The record is from the annotation of a GenBank genome assembly. NCBI's taxonomy places the organism in Eukaryota, Metazoa, Rotifera, Eurotatoria, Philodinida, Philodinidae.